AUGUCAACUUUACCUGUGAGAGAUAUUACAUGGACUGAUUUGGACAAUUCUGAUGGAAUGUCAGGGGGUAAAUUAACAAGUUGGCUUAUUUACACGACAAGUGUCAUUACUAUGACUGGCUCGUUUCAAUUUGGUUGGAAUACUGGUGUAAUGACCGCGCCCUCUCUGUAUAUUGAAGACUUCUACAAUCAGUCAUACACAGACCGGUACGGAGAGAUUUCUGAGGACGGCCUUAUGUGGCUAUGGGCUUGGACGAUUUCACUUUAUGCCGUUGGUGGCGCCUUUGGUGCGCUUGCCGUGCCUCCCUUUGCUGACAUCCUUGGCAGAAAAGGAGGACUUUUAUUACUUAACGUAUUUUCAUUAUCUGCCGCGUUGAUGUUUGGUUCUUCAUACAAUUCCCAUAACUUUGAAUUGGUUAUCAUGGGACGAAUCGUCAUCGGAUUCUACUGCGGAGCUGCGAGUGCCAUUGUACCACUAUUUUUAGCCGAAAUUUCACCGAAAAAUUUACGAGGUGCCGUCGGUGUGUGCCAUCAGUUGUUGAUAACCCUUGGUAUAUUGAUUGCCCAGGUGUGUGGUUUUUACUGGCUCAACGAAGAUGAUAACUGGCAAAUAUUGCUUGCGUUAACUGGUGUAUUUUCUUUGGCUCAAUUAAUCUUCCUGCCAUUUUGUCCUGAGAGUCCUAGAUGGCUGCUUAUAAUCGAUAGAGAGCGUAAGGCGGCUGAGAAGGCUCUUCAAAGGUAUCUUGACGAGAAAGACGUCUCGUGGGCUAUUGACGAAAUGAUCGAAGAAUACAUUGAAGAAUGUAAAGAACCCAAAGUUGGGUUUAGCGGACUAUUUACCAACAAGAACUACCGUGAACCAUUGAUCAUCAGCGGAUUCGUCCACUUCUUUCAGCAGUUCUCGGGAAUCAAUGCGAUAUUUUUUUAUGCCAGCGAAAUCUAUUACAUGAUUUGGCCCAAUGAUCCCGAAGCGGUAGACCUUGCUACAGUCGGUACAGGAACUAUCAACGUACUCACCACAAUCGUUGCCGUGUUUGUUGUAGAAAAAGCGGGAAGGCGGGCGUUAUUACUAUAUCCCUAUAUGACAAUGGUUUUCUUCAUGGCGUGUGUAACGUUUACGCUGAGUCUUGCGAAUCCUUAUGAAGACGAUGUUUGGGAUUAUUUGGCCCUGUGCUCUGUAUACGGAUAUAUAAUUAGUUUUGCUAUAGGACCAGGGCCUAUACCUUUUGUUCUGGUGGCUGAAUUAUGGUCACAGGGACCCAGGCCCGCUGCCAUGAGUUUCUCGCUUCAAGUCAACUGGUGGUCCAACUUCGUCGUCAACUUUUUCUUCCCAGUGUUUCAGAAAACUCUUGGAGAAUACGUCUUCACGAUAUUCAUGGUGUUUCAACUGUUGGCUGUGUGGUUCCAUUACUUCAUGGUACCAGAAACGAAAAAUAGGACAUUUGAGGAAAUCACUUCGCAGUUCAGGAAAGACGCAAUCUAUGAAGAUGACCUCGCUAUUAUCGAAAUGGCAGAACACGAACGGGUCAAAGUUGAUUGA
Molecule: messenger RNA, 1539 nt
Organism: Saccoglossus kowalevskii
Lineage: Eukaryota; Metazoa; Hemichordata; Enteropneusta; Harrimaniidae
Product: solute carrier family 2, facilitated glucose transporter member 1-like
Biological process (GO): dehydroascorbic acid transport
Cellular component (GO): membrane
Molecular function (GO): D-glucose transmembrane transporter activity
Source: RefSeq, a predicted model, not a curated record